CGUUGUACGAAAUACGGAGCCGUCAUCGGUGUCGUCGUGACGAAGUGACGCCGCGUACACGAGGCACACGCGUUUUCCACGCGACGACAUCCCGUCCCCGACGAGUUUCACGCAUAUUUCCGUUACGAUCAAUCGAUGGGUUUUAUAACGAUCAUGGCGGCCAUACCGGUCGCUCUCGCCGUUUCGGAGUACGAUCGGUCGCGUCGAUGUCGAUGAGACGUGAUCUCGUCGCGUUUUACGCGCGGACAUCGCGUCCGGCCUCUCGCUGUUCAUCGGAACGUUCAAUCGCGGAUUAAUGACGUUGCAUCCUCGUCGCCUCGCGAUGGCUGGAAAUCACGGAUCACCACAAUGGAGGAGAUUCAUCAACCACCGCAGGUCGGGCCUAACAUGAUGGCUGGUGUGGGUAGCGUUCCUAAUCACUCAAAUAAUGUCAAUCGUCGCAAUAGAGUUCGUGUAACUUUACAUGCUAUGAUGUUGGAGAAGCUGCCAUUGCAUGAAGCUGCACGUUUGGAAAUGAAGGCGUUACCCAGCAAAACACCCGUCUCCGUUCUCCAAGAAUUACUUUCCCGCCGAGGCACAAUACCCAAGUAUGAAUUGGUCCAGAUAGAAGGAGCUAUUCAUGAGCCUACAUUUCGAUAUAGAGUCACCGUCACCGAUGUUGUUGAAGCAGAUCCAAUUGUUUCAGCAAUGGGGACUGGCAGGUCCAAGAAAGAGGCGAAACACGCUGCUGCGAAAGCUGUGUUGGAUAAAUUAAUUGGAGUAAAUACUGAAAAUGCAGAAUCUCCACUUCCAAAUAGUUUGCCUGAUUCACAAAAUAUACAAGAAUUACAGUCAUAUGGAGAGGAGAAGGUAGUAAACAAUCCAAUCGGAGCCUUACAAGAAAUGUGUAUGUCGCGUCAUUGGCCACCUCCGAAAUACACGAUGGAGGGUGAAGAAGGUUUACCUCAUGAGAGACAAUUCACUAUUGUUUGUUCAAUAUUAAAGUAUCGCGAAGUCGGUCAGGGAAAGAGUAAAAAGGUCGCAAAGAGGCAUGCUGCUCAUAAGAUGUGGCAAGCUUUACACGAUAUGAAUAAUCAAGCUCCCAAUGUGGAUGAAGAUGAGAUUGUGCAAAGAAAUGCAAACGUGAGCGCCCGUUAUGCCGAUCUGAAAGGUAGCAAAAUUUCGACACUGACAACAGUACAUAGUAUCCAAGUUUCGAAAUUUCACAAGAGUCUCAAGUCGUCCACAGGUGUUAAACUUUUUCAACUGCAGAAUACUUGUUUCAACGAUGGGGAUGUAAAUUUGGUACAAUUUUUACAAGAAAUCGCGUCGGAGCAGCAGUUUGAAGUAACCUAUGUUGAUAUUGAAGAGAAAUCUAUCAGUGGUAAAUUCCAGUGCCUUGUGCAACUGUCUACCCUGCCAGUGGCAGUUUGCUAUGGUUGCGGUGCGACUAGUAAAGAUGCUCAAGCCAGUGCUGCUCAAAAUGCUCUGGAAUAUCUGAAAAUUAUGACCAAAAAGUGAGCCAGCGCUUUGCUCCUGCCAGCUGUCACCAUCACCUGCAAGUCCCACAAUCUGGCGUCUAAUAAUAAGAACAAUAAUACCGACAUCAAAGUAUUACCGACCAAUCAUCAUAUUUCCGAGAAAGGGAAGAGCGGACAGAAGUUAGACCACGUGGGAAAGACUAGAACAUCCAAGUUGCCUGCUAGAGUAACGAGCACCACAGCGGGCAAUAAGGAUUCCGCUUUGCACACCGUCACAACGUCCGGAAGCUCAAUUUCCACUGGCAAAAUUAACUCGUCGACGAAAAAACAUAACGAAA
This is a messenger RNA of Pogonomyrmex barbatus (red harvester ant), 1798 nucleotides long. RefSeq names its product protein Loquacious-like. Lineage: Eukaryota; Metazoa; Arthropoda; Insecta; Hymenoptera; Formicidae. Gene Ontology annotation, cellular component: nucleus; RISC-loading complex; RISC complex. The record is from RefSeq and is a predicted model, not a curated record. Gene Ontology annotation, molecular function: siRNA binding; double-stranded RNA binding. Gene Ontology annotation, biological process: regulation of regulatory ncRNA processing; siRNA processing.